CUGGAUGUACUGUGUAGAAUCUGUGGAGACAGGGCCUCAGGCUUUCAUUAUGGAGUCCAUUCCUGCGAGGGGUGUAAGGGUUUUUUCCGACGAACCCUAAAGAAAUCGUUGGUAUAUAAGCCGUGUCAAAUGGGGUCACAGUGUAAAAUAGAUAUGGGGUCGAGGAAUAAAUGUCAAUACUGUCGAUAUCAGAGAUGUCUUAAUGCUGGCAUGUCACAAGAUGCCGUGAGGUUUGGUCGGAUGCCAAAAGCUGAACGUGAAAAAUUGCUGGCU
Lottia gigantea (owl limpet) is the source of this 273-nucleotide messenger RNA. RefSeq lists its product as hypothetical. The transcript has 3 exons. Gene Ontology annotation, molecular function: nuclear receptor activity; RNA polymerase II cis-regulatory region sequence-specific DNA binding; zinc ion binding. The record is from RefSeq and is a predicted model, not a curated record. Gene Ontology annotation, biological process: regulation of lipid metabolic process; cell differentiation; hormone-mediated signaling pathway. Lineage: Eukaryota; Metazoa; Mollusca; Gastropoda; Lottiidae. The annotation marks the transcript as partial.